CCGACACGAGAUUUAGGGCGGAUGUUGAUGUUUUGCUCGGGACCGUCUCAAUGGUCGUUUCACAGCGCGGCUGUACGAUCUAUGUCAUCGCCGAUAUUUGCGUAACGUGUUCGAAAAGCAGUUUUUCUCGGCGCUUCUCUCGGGAAGCAUAGAGGCCGAGAGGAGAGGCGAUGAUGGAGGACUUUGAUGAGAUUUACGAGGAGGAGGAAGAAGAGGACGAGGACAGGGCCGCGGAGGAGCAGCUGCUCAAGUACGCUCCUGACCCGGUGGUCGUGCGCGGAUCCGGACACGUCACUGUGUUUGGACUCAGCAAUAAAUUUGAGACAGAGUUUCCCUCAGCCCUUACAGGAAAGGUAGCGCCAGAAGAAUUCAAAGCCAGCAUAAACCGUGUGAACGGCUGUCUGAAGAAAGCUCUCCCGGUGAAUGUGCGCUGGCUGUUGUGUGGCUGUCUGUGCUGUUGCUGUACUCUGGGCUUUAGUCUGUGGCCAGUCAUCUGUCUCAGCAAAAGGACAAGAAGGUCCUUAGAGAAGUUGUUGGAGUGGGAAAACAGCAGAUUGUAUCACAAGCUGUCUUUGCAUUGGAGACUCAGCAAAAGGAAGUGUGAAACCAACAACAUGAUGGAAUAUGUCAUUCUUAUAGAGUUUCUACCCAAGAUUCCCAUCUUCAGGCCGGAUUAGCAGUGGCAGGUCUGAAUUCAAGCCUCCAGCGUGGUCUUCCCAAGGUGCCUUUCUCCGGUACUGACACGGUUUUAACACGUGGCCUCAUCCCCUUCCCUCUACAAUCUGAACUACUCGUCCACAUACGAGCGCCACUUACUCACCCAGGCACUCCUCACAAAGAAAAGCACUGUUUACAACUCAGACCGGAGUAUAUGUGUGCAUGCAGAGGGAUCUUUGCUGUCACGUGACUUCACAGAGCCUACAAGGAAAAGAAACUUCCGAAGCUCUGGAAUGAAACGUCUACUCACCUUUAAUCACAUCACACAAUAUGCACACAAGUGGCUUCCUGUUGCGACAACCACCUGAAUCACUGUGGAAUGGACCAGGGUGAUCCACAAGGAAUAGUUUUUAGAAUGAAUCUUUAUCUUGUUGUUUGGAUUAAAAACUAUUCCACAGAUGGAUGUUUUCGAAAACUGUUUCAAAAGGAAACGGUCACCGCACAAUACAUAGUUUCCCAUGUCUCCCUCUCCCAUAAUUAUAAACCGUAUACAAAGACAAUCAAAUAUUGACUGUGCCACGCACCGACUAGACUCUUUUGGACUUUUGCGGGUCUAGGGCCAGAUAGGCUUUCGGUGCUCAGUGGGGUAGUGAUGCAGCACAGAGUAGAUUUGUUAAUGCUGUUCUCUUUUUUUGAGUAUUUUUUAAGCUAUGUUUACUUGCUCAGUUUUAAAGGAUGAACAGCAAAUGUUUGUGUCUCGAUUUGGGUGCGUUCUGUCUGACCACAAAAUAUUUUGUCAUUCUCUCUUGUAAGACAAAUCAGACAGUUUAUGGGUUGGUUGGAUGAUGUUGAAAAUUAAACCAUCAGUUAUUAUUGGGUGGUUAAAUUAAAUCACUUCUCCAGCAUAAUUUUAUUUUUCAAACGUGAACCUAUUUGUGUUGGAGCUUGUAUACAGGACCGAAUAGAUUAUAAAUGGAUUUCUACUUCUUUUUUUUUUAUUUAACGUCAUUCAGCUAAUUUGUUUAUCAUCCGUUUCGGACCAGAGUCAGGUGUGAAUAUUUUUUAUAUUCUUUAAAACAGUUCAGACUGUCCAAGUCUUUGCUGCCUAUGCAGGUUAUUUCUCUUCGUGAACUAUAUUUGUGUAAAUGUAUCCAAAUGUAGGUUUAUAAGACAUUUGGUCCUAUUAGAGUUUAAACCUGAAUACUAUUACAUGUGUGUGUAUGUGUGAUUACUCAUUACUGAAAGUACAAUGCCCUAUCUCUUAUAUGAUGUCACCCCGAAACCCAGGAACAUCAUCUUUAUUUUUCAAGAAAUGAUUUCAGUGUAUUUAUGUACAACAUGUGUACAGAAAUAAAAUACGCCCAAAUGA
This is a messenger RNA of Paramisgurnus dabryanus, 2026 nucleotides long. RefSeq names its product cysteine-rich hydrophobic domain 2 (gene chic2). Lineage: Eukaryota; Metazoa; Chordata; Actinopteri; Cypriniformes; Cobitidae. The record is from RefSeq and is a predicted model, not a curated record.